AUGAGUCAACCUCCAGGAUUCAUUGAUCCCAAGCAUCCAAAACAUGUUUGUCUUCUUAAAAAGGCAUUGUAUGGGCUAAAACAGGCACCCAGGGCCUGGUUUGACAGGUUUAGCCUCUAUCUGCUUCAUCUUGGUUUUAAAUGCAGCAAGGCAGACUCAUCCUUGUUUAUUCUUCAAUGCAAGAGAGGGACUAUUCUACUCCUUCUAUAUGUAGAUGACAUAAUCAUUACAGGAAGCUCAGAUGAACUCAUCACAGAUAUCCUUACUAGUCUUGCAAAGGAAUUUUCCAUGAAAGAUCUUGGUUCAUUACAAUUUUUUCUGGGAACUGAAGUACAAUAUUUCAAAGGAGGAAUUCAUCGAAGUCAAAGGAAGUAUGCUGCAGAACUACUCAAGAAAACUGAUAUGGCCCUUGCAAAAUCAGUUAGUACACCAUUGGCGCAAAAAUAUGGUUUGCAACUGAGCACAGGCAACUUGGUUGAUGCAUCCUCUUAUAGAAGCAUUGUGGGAAGCCUGCAAUAUCUUACACUAACUAGGCCUGAUUUAUCACAUGCAGUGAACUUACCUGUAAAGAGGAUUCUCAUAUAUGUGAAAGGAACAUCUCACUGUGGGCUAAGAUUGCUUGCUAGAUCACCUUUCAAGCUUUAUGGUUUCUCAGAUGCAGACUGGGGUGGAUGUACAACAACAAGGAGAUCAACCACAGGGUAUUCAAUAUAUCUAGGUGCAAAUUGUGUGUCUUGGGCUUCAAAGAAACAACAUACAGUGUCAAGAUCCAGUGCUGAAGCAGAAUACAGAGCACUUGCUUCAAUAACAGCUGAAAUAACCUGGAUAGCUUACAUUCUAAGGGAUAUAGGUGUAUACUUAAAAUUAGCACCAACACUGUUUUGUGAUAAAAUUAGUGCACUAUACAUGACUGUCAAUCCUAUUUUACAUGCCAGAACCAAACACGUGGAAAUGGUUUAUCACUUUGUAAGAGAGAAAGUAGCUAGAGGACAGCUUGUGACACACUUUGUGCGAUCAAAGGAUCAAUUGGCAGAUAUACAUACCAAAGCAUUGACAAAACAGGAGUUUGCAAAAUUCAGAAGCAAGCUCGGAGUAUGUGUUCCACCUCCACACUAG
Lycium barbarum (goji berry) is the source of this 1116-nucleotide messenger RNA. RefSeq lists its product as uncharacterized. The transcript is spliced from 2 exons. The record is from RefSeq and is a predicted model, not a curated record. The coding region runs from base 1 to 1116 and encodes 371 amino acids. NCBI's taxonomy places the organism in Eukaryota, Viridiplantae, Streptophyta, Magnoliopsida, Solanales, Solanaceae.